Messenger RNA from Fomitopsis serialis, 773 nucleotides. RefSeq lists its product as uncharacterized. The record is from RefSeq and is a predicted model, not a curated record. The transcript has 3 exons. The coding region runs from base 98 to 679 and encodes 193 amino acids. NCBI's taxonomy places the organism in Eukaryota, Fungi, Basidiomycota, Agaricomycetes, Polyporales, Fomitopsidaceae.
ACAGCUCUACUUCGCACACUCCACCGGACCGUCGCUGGAUAAAACACCCUAAUGCGCGAUCCUUGACUCGACGUGUCAUCCAAAUAUCCGUCCGGGGAUGCUUUGUCCACCAUCACGGUGGAAACGCUCUGACCUCCGCACUCUUCUAUCCCUCCGUGCCCGUCGCGGAGUAUACCAAUCAGGCAUAUCCGAUUGCUUUGUCUUCGAUGUGGACCCACAAGCACCCAAAUCCGGAAACUGUCCUCGUAUCGCGGUCCACGCUGCGGACCGGACUGGGCUCGUGGAUGUGACACCCACGUGUCAGCGGCCUUUGUGCCAAACGUAUAAAUGGACUUCGAUAUGCGGCCCUCUUUCGCCCAACCGCGACUCCCCCUCCUCCUCUCUCCCCACCUCUAGGCUACCUCCCGCCCACGUCUCUUGCCCACUCGCUAUAUGGCUCUUUCCUCAAGUGGUCCACCUUGUCAGCCGCGCCAAGCCCUGUGUACCCGACCACCGUAUGGACGCCACUCGUCGACAAAGGGCGCGCGUCAUCGCGCACAAAGACCGACGCCCGUGUCGCGCUGGAGCUUCGCCGUCGGUCCCUGCCAGCCACACGCGACCUCGAGUGGCGUUCAUCGACUGUCAGCCUGCGCCACCGACGCGUCGCGAGUUCGACCAGCCGCCCUGUCAGCCGCCGUGAUACUUAAGGCGCCUGCCCUCUGGACUGUGUACGUUUCUUUUGUCUGUCUUGUCCCCGUCUGCGCCUGCUCCGCCUGUCCGACCUGCUGCGUCCG